Molecule: messenger RNA, 4566 nt
Organism: Caenorhabditis briggsae
Lineage: Eukaryota; Metazoa; Nematoda; Chromadorea; Rhabditida; Rhabditidae
Gene: Cbr-emb-5
Product: Protein CBR-EMB-5
Exons: 10
Coding region: 1-4566 (1521 amino acids)
Biological process (GO): mRNA transcription by RNA polymerase II; transcription elongation by RNA polymerase II; transcription elongation-coupled chromatin remodeling
Cellular component (GO): transcription elongation factor complex
Molecular function (GO): histone binding; DNA binding; nucleosome binding
Source: RefSeq, a predicted model, not a curated record
AUGGAUUUCAUCGACAAUCAAGCGGAAGAAUCUGAUGCCUCCACAGAUCGCUCCGACGAUGACGAGCCACAAUCAAAGAAAAUGAAAAUGGCGAAGGAUAAAUUGAAGAAGAAAAAGAAAGUUGUUGCGAGUUCUGAUGAAGACGAAGACGAUGAAGACGACGAAGAGGAAGGUCGUAAAGAGAUGCAAGGUUUCAUCGCUGAUGAAGACGACGAGGAAGAAGACGCUAGAUCUGAAAAAUCUGAUCGUUCAAGACGUUCAGAAAUCAAUGAUGAACUGGAUGACGAAGAUUUGGAUUUGAUCGAUGAAAAUUUGGAUCGUCAAGGAGAGCGGAAGAAAAAUCGUGUUAGACUGGGUGAUUCUAGUGACGAAGAUGAACCUAUAAGAAGAAGUAACCAAGAUGACGAUGAUCUUCAGUCGGAGAGAGGAAGUGACGACGGCGAUAAAAGACGCGGCCAUGGAGGAAGAGGUGGAGGCGGUUAUGAUUCUGACUCCGACAGAAGUGAAGAUGAUUUCAUCGAAGACGACGGAGAUGCUCCUCGAAGACAUCGAAAACGUCAUCGUGGGGAUGAACAUAUUCCAGAAGGAGCUGAAGACGAUGCCCGAGAUGUAUUCGGAGUCGAAGAUUUCAACUUUGACGAAUUCUAUGAUGACGAUGAUGGAGAAGAAGGAUUGGAAGACGAAGAAGAGGAAAUCAUUGAGGACGACGGAGAAGGUGGAGAGAUUAAAAUUCGUAGAAAGAGAGAUACCACAAAGAAAACAACUCUUCUCGAAUCUAUUGAGCCAAGUGAACUCGAGCGCGGAUUUCUGUCAGCUGCUGACAAGAAAAUCAUGAUUGAGGAUGCUCCAGAGAGAUUCCAGUUGAGACGAACACCAGUCACAGAAGCGGAUGACGAUGAGUUGGAACGCGAAGCACAAUGGAUCAUGAAAUUCGCAUUCGAGGAGACUACAGUUACCAAUCAAGCAGCAGUUGAUGCUGAUGGCAAACUCGAAUGUUUGAUGAACAUUGAUUCUUCUGAAAUAGAGGAUAAAAGAAGAGCGGUUGUUAAUGCAAUCAAAGCAGUUCUUCAUUUUAUUCGAGUACGAUCCAAUUCAUUUGAAGUCCCGUUUAUUGGUUUCUAUCGAAAGGAAUCUAUCGAUAACCUUCUCACAAUGAACAACCUCUGGAUUGUUUACGACUAUGAUGAAAAAUAUUGUCACUUGUCGGAGAAAAAACGAAGGCUCUAUGAUUUGAUGCGUCGUAUGAGGGAAUAUCAGGAGCUGAGUGACGAUAUCACUGCAAAACGCCGACCAAUCAACGAAAUGGAUCUAAUUGAUAUCAACUUUGCGGAAACACUCGAGCAGUUGACUGAUAUUCAUGCGAAUUUCCAACUACUCUAUGGAAGUCUACUUGAAGAUAUGACUAAAUGGGAGAAAGAACGCCGUGCUGCCGAUGGGGAGGAGACGGAAUAUCGAGCGAAGUUUAAGUCAAGCAUCCGCAACGACAAAUAUCAAAUGUGCGUGGAAAAUGGAAUUGGAGAACUAGCUGGAAGAUUCGGUUUGACUGCUAAGCAGUUCGCAGAAAAUCUUGAUUGGCGGAAACACGAUAUUGACCAAGAUUCGGCAUUUCCAUUGGAAGCGGCUGAAGAAUACAUCUGCCCUGCGUUUAUAGACAGGGAAACCGUCCUUAACGGUGCCAAGUUCAUGUUGGCAAAAGAAAUCAGUCGGCAGCCUUUAGUUCGAAGCCGUGUUCGUCAAGAAUUCCGUGAUAAUGCUCACUUCUGGGUGAAACCAACUAAAAAAGGAAGAGACACCAUCGAUGAGACUCAUCCACUGUUUAAUAAGCGAUACAUCAAGAACAAGCCUAUUCGAAAUCUCACAGAUGAGGAAUUCCUUUAUUAUCAUAAAGCUAAACAAGACGGUCUCAUUGAUAUGGUCUUGAUGUAUGAGUCCGAUGAAGACCAGGCAGCAAACCAAUUCCUAGUGAAAAAGUUCCUCAGUGAUUCGAUUUUCCGCAAAGAUGAGUACACUGACAAUGUCGAGCAGUGGAACGCAGUGAGAGAUCAAUGCGUGAACAUGGCAAUCACAGAGAUGCUUGUACCAUACAUGAAAGAAGAAGUUUACAACACAAUCCUCGAAGAAGCGAAAAUGGCGGUUGCUAAAAAAUGCAAAAAAGAAUUCGCUUCGAGAAUCGCUAGAUCUGGAUAUGUGCCGGAGAAAGAGAAAUUGGACGAAGAAGAUGAGGAACACAGUGCUCGUCGACGUAUGAUGGCAAUCUGUUAUUCGCCUGUUCGAGAUGAAGCAUCGUUUGGAGUAAUGGUUGAUGAAAACGGAGCGAUUGUCGAUUAUCUUCGCAUGGUUCACUUCACAAAAAGGGGUCAUGGCGGUGGAAACACUGGUGCUCUGAAAGAAGAAUCGAUGGAAUUGUUCAAGAAGUUCGUGCAAAGACGUCGUCCGCAUGCUAUUGCUCUUAAUAUUGAAGACAUGGAGUGCACUAGAUUAAAGAGAGAUUUGGAGGAAGCGGUCGCUGAGCUUUAUUCGCAAUCCAAGAUUUUCUCCCAAAUCAAUGUGUAUUUGAUGGACAAUGAACUUGCGAAAGUAUAUAUGAGAUCCAAUAUAUCGAUUGCGGAGAAUCCCGACCACCCACCAACUCUCCGUCAGGCUGUCUCGCUUGCUCGUCAGCUUCUUGAUCCUAUCCCAGAAUACGCACAUUUGUGGAAUAGUGAUGAAGAUAUUUUCUGUCUGUCUCUCCACCCACUUCAAAGAGAUAUCGAUCAAGAAAUUCUAGCUCAAUUACUCAAUCAUGAGCUAGUCAAUAGAGUCAACGAAGAAGGCGUGGAUAUUAACAAAUGUGCCGAGUUCCCUCACUACACCAACAUGCUUCAGUUUACCUGUGGAUUAGGUCCACGCAAGGCAACAUCACUUCUGAAAAGCAUCAAAGCGAACGAUAACUUGAUUGAAAGCAGAUCGAAACUUGUCGUAGGAUGCAAACUCGGCCCGAAAGUGUUCAUGAACUGUGCUGGAUUCAUUCGGAUUGAUACACGCAGAGUAUCAGAUAAAACCGAUGCAUAUGUGGAAGUUCUCGAUGGAUCUAGAGUGCAUCCGGAAACUUACGAAUGGGCGAGAAAAAUGGCAGUGGAUGCUCUAGAAGUUGAUGAUUCCGCUGAUCCCACUGCUGCUCUUCAAGAGAUUAUGGAAACACCUGAACGACUGAGAGAUCUUGAUUUGGAUGCUUUCGCCGAUGAGCUCAAUCGACAAGGUUUCGGUGAGAAGAAGGCAACAUUGUACGACAUAUCUAGUGAGCUGAGUGAAAGAUAUAAAGAUCUUCGCGCACCUUUCGUAGAGCCUUCUGGUGAAGCUCUUUAUGAUCUACUUACACGUAGCGGAAAAGAGGUUAAGGUUGGAUGCAAAAUGUUGGGAACUGUCCAGUCAGUCCAGUACCGUAAAGUGGAGAGGGAUACCAUUGACAGUAUGAUACCCGAACAUACGGAAGAGGAUCAAUACAUAUGUCCUUCCUGCAAAAUAUUCACAGCAGCUGAUCCACAAUCUGUUCGGGAACAUCUAUUAAACGCAGGGCGCCCUGGUGGAUGCGUAGGAUCAGCUUGUGGAAUCCGUGUACGGUUGGACAAUGGAAUGACUGCUUUCUGUCCGAACAAGUUUAUUUCGUCAAGCCAUGUAGACAAUCCUUUGACUCGAGUCAAACUCAAUCAACCCUACUGGUUUAAAGUGAUGGCAAUCAACAAAGAAAAGUUUUCAAUUUUACUAAGCUGUAAGAGUAGUGAUCUGAAAGAAGACGCCCCAGCCGAACGUGACGAUUUCUGGGAUCAACAACAGUAUGAUGAUGAUGUUGCUGCGAUGAAGAAGGAGACGACGAAAAAGAAAGAUGCAGAUACUCGAGUGAAAAGAGUUAUUGCUCACCCGAAUUUCCACAAUGUUUCUUAUGAAGCCGCUACUAAGAUGCUUGAUGAGAUGGACUGGUCUGAUUGUAUCAUUCGUCCUUCUGCUAACAAAGAAUCUGGACUCUCGGUCACUUGGAAAAUUUGCGACCGUAUCUAUCAUAACUUUUUCGUCAAGGAAUCGGCAAAAGAUCAAGUUUUCUCAAUUGGACGUACACUUUCCGUUGGUGGGGAAGAUUUCGAAGAUUUAGACGAACUGAUUGCCCGAUUCGUACUCCCCAUGAUUCAAAUUUCCCAUGAAAUUACAACUCACAAAUACUUCUUCACACAAGGAACUAGUGAGGAUACAGAUCAAGUUGAAACUUUUGUACACGAGAAACGCCGAGAAUUGGGACGAUCGCCGUAUGUCUUCAGUGCAUCAUACAGGCAACCAUGCCAAUUCUGCAUCUCUUAUAUGUUCGACAAUUCCAAUCGAAUCCGUCAUGAACAUUUCAAAAUCUCGCCAAGAGGAAUCCGGUUCCGUCAACAGAAUUUCGACUCACUGGAUAGGAUGAUGGCUUGGUUCAAACGUCAUUUUAACGAGCCACCGCCAGGAAUACGAAGUUCUCUUUCGUACCGUCCCACCGGACGUACUGGACCUCCUCCAUCUGCUCCAUACCAGCAACCACCACAACAACAAUACUAUCGUUGA